This is a messenger RNA of Drosophila hydei, 1229 nucleotides long. Its product is annotated as endoplasmic reticulum-Golgi intermediate compartment protein 3. The coding region runs from base 1 to 1119 and encodes 372 amino acids. Lineage: Eukaryota; Metazoa; Arthropoda; Insecta; Diptera; Drosophilidae. The record is from RefSeq and is a predicted model, not a curated record. Gene Ontology annotation, cellular component: COPII-coated ER to Golgi transport vesicle; endoplasmic reticulum; endoplasmic reticulum membrane. The transcript has 6 exons. Gene Ontology annotation, biological process: endoplasmic reticulum to Golgi vesicle-mediated transport; retrograde vesicle-mediated transport, Golgi to endoplasmic reticulum.
AUGAAGUUCGCUGAUGUUUUACGUCGUCUAGAUGCGUAUCCACGCACUCUUGAUGACUUUAGCGUGCGCACAGUGGGCGGCGCCGCCGUUACUAUUAUUAGUAGCAGCAUUAUAAGCCUACUUAUAUUUCUUGAGUGCCUGAACUACAUGCGGCCUACGCUGACUGAGGAGCUAUUCGUCGACACGACGCGCAAUCACAAACUGCGCAUCAACUUGGACGUCACGCUUCAUAACUUGGCCUGCAACUAUAUAUCCCUGGAUGCGAUGGAUUCUUCGGGUGAUACUCACUUGCGCGUGGAUCAUGAUGUCUUCAAGCAUCGCCUAGAUUUGGACGGGGAGCCAUUGAAGGAGACACCCAUCAAAGAAAUUGUGGCCGUCUCGCCGCCGAACAAGAACAGCACCUGUGGCAGCUGUUACGGUGCAGAGCACAAUGCAACACACUGCUGCAAUACCUGCGAGGAUGUCUUGGAUGCGUACCGCAUACGCAAAUGGAACAUGCAAGUGGACAAGAUCGAGCAAUGUAAAGGCAAAUACAAGCGCACCGACGAAGAUGCUUUCAAGGAGGGUUGCCGUAUACAGGGACAUCUGGAGGUGAAUCGGAUGGCUGGCAGCUUUCACUUUGCACCCGGCAAGAGCUUCUCCAUACGCCAGUUCCACAUACACGACUUCCAGUUUACAAAUGUGAAGCUCUCCCAUACCAUAAAUCAUCUGUCAUUCGGCGAGAAGAUUGAGUUUGCCAAAACUCAUCCAUUGGACGGGCUGCGCGUGAAUGUCGAAGAAUCAAAAAGCGAAAUGUUUAACUAUUACUUGAAAAUUGUGCCGACGCUCUAUGAGCGCCACAGCGAUGGCAAACCCAUAUAUACAAAUCAGUUCUCCGUUACGAGGCAUCGCAAGGAUCUAACAGAUCGGGAACGAGGCAUGCCAGGCAUUUUCUUUAGCUAUGAACUCUCUCCGCUGAUGGUCAAGUAUGCCGAAAGGCAUGUUUCCUUUGGUCACUUUGCCACCAACUGCUGCUCGAUUAUUGGCGGCGUUUUUACCGUCGCGGGCAUCUUGGCCGUGGUGCUGAACAAUUCGUUGGAAGCCAUUCAACGUAAACUGGAGGUUGGCAAGCUCAGCUAACGCAGCUAUCAAUUUGCGGACUAUUUCAGGAAUCUCUGCAGCUUUAUUAGGCCUAAUUCAUUCCGUGGCGCUUUGAAUCUCUUACAAUGCCGACAAUUCGCUAAAUAAAA